CAAAAGGAAGUGAGGUGUUACGUAUCGUGUAUUUAUGUUCCACAGAAUCAUUUAAAGUUACGAAUAAAUGCGGUAUAAAUAAGAAACCCGUAUCAAAUUUCCUUUGUUGUGAAGACCCGCUACAAUUCGCGGCAAACAUGGAGUAACACAAAUACAGAGAGUGGUCUGCAUCCACGAUAGUUGUUUAUGCCAUCUUGGGGCCCUUUGGGUCCAAGGUAGACUAUGCAUCGUGGUGGGGAUAAGGACUUCCAGACAUCAGCACGCAAGAUGGGCACGUCCUUACUUUUCCAGCUGUCGGCACAUGAAAGAGAGUUAGAUCUGGUAUUUCUGGAUCAUAGCUAUGCCAAACCUUGGAACGCCCAUCCCGACGCCAGCAGCGCCCGUCCCACAAGAACGCUGUUUGUCUCUUCGUCUCGUCGUCAGUCUGAAGCUGUAUCAGAUUCAGAAUCCAAUAUAGAUGUUGAAACAGUCACUCCCAACCCUGUUCCUCUGUAUGAUAACCAGAAGGCUCUCAGUGUGAUGAAAGAGUGCGAGCGGCAUGUCCUGUUUGCUCGCACAGUCGCCGAUAACCCCCCGCCACCGGAUGACUGGGAGGAACAUGUCAACAAGACUGGGUGGUCAGUGGUUCAGAACAAGUUGUUCAACAAGGUCCUCAAAGCUCUGCAGGCAGAAAGACUCGCCCGUCUGGCAAAUGAAAAUACUUCAAACGAGCCAAUUCUGCGGCGGAUAGCCGUGAAUAAGUGUGCCAGGAAGGUGCGACAUGCUCUCGCCAGUGUGAACUGGGACGCCAAACUGACUCAGUGGUUGCACACCAUCAUGAUCGAGUCUUUAAGCCUUCCCUUGCUUGCUGCGUACCUGGAUGUGCUGCAGACACUCAAAAGCAAGCUGCCCUCGCUGAUAGACCGAAUGUUACUGUCAUCUGCAAAGACCGGCGCUCCGAGCGUAGAGGCUCUGUCACUACUGUUAAAACGCCCUUGGGAUCCAGCCGUGGGAGUUUUGUCUCAAAACAAACCGAGCAAGCUUCCCGGUUCUCCACUCAUCCUCAUUGCACCGUCAAGCCCGACCAAUCUCGUCCUCUCUACCUCACGACGAAUGAGAUUCUGGCAGUCGCAACUCUCCUGUUUAGGAAAGGUUAUUCCAGUUCACACUCAUUUGAGCAGUUCGGCCAAUAUUGGCAUCACCCAGUGUCUGGAGCACAUGCUGUGUACCGUCAGAGCCAAAGUCAUGGAGGUUCACAGUCACUUCCCUCACAAACCCAUAAUCCUGGUCGGCUGGAACGCCGGUGCCCUCAUCGCAUGCCAUGUAUCCCUGAUGGAAUAUUUGACAGCAGUGGUGUGUCUUGGCUUCCCUCUUCUAACCGUCAACGGGCCCAGAGGGGAUGUGGACGACCCGCUGUUGGACAUGAAGACCCCGGUGUUGUUUGUGGUUGGCCAGAAUGCUCUGCAGUGCACCACUGAGGGGAUGGAAGAGUUCAGAGAGAAGCUGAGGGCCGACAACAGCAUGGUGGUGGUGGGAGGAGCUGACGACAACCUCAGAAUUUAUUCCGCAAAGAUGAAAUCAGACGGACUGACUCAGACAAUGGUGGAUCGCUGUGUCCAGGAUGAGAUCGCAGAUUUCCUGACGGGAGUUCUUACACGUUCAGAGGGACACGGUCACAGCUCAGGGGAGAUGAGAGACCUGGACACAGAGAAGAAGAAGAGGCUUCGGCGAGAGCUUCCCUUUGAUAUGGAAAGAGGACGACCUUCCUCCCCUGCGCUUCGAGUUCCCAUCUCACCAUCAGGUUCAGAGGAUCUCUCUAGUGUCUGCAGCAGCCCCACUUCAAGUCCCAAACCCAAGACGUCGGGCCUGUCUCCGGCUCAGAAGUCCAGUCUGAUCACAGCCACUCAGCUCCUGAAGACUCACAUGCAGCGCUCGGGCACGGUGCUCACUCACAAGCAGGCACAAGCUCAGUUUGCUGCUUUUAUGAAACAAAACAUGCUUGUGAGGAAAAAUCUUCCUCCUGGCACUCCUCCUUGUAUUUUUGUGCCAGUGAGCAGUGAUCAGAUGGAGGGCCUGGACAGAGAUGAACUGCGCACACAUGGCAAGAGGAGGCAGACGCCCAGCCCGACGCCAAGCAAAGCGUCGAAGAGGGCGAAGAUCAAGGUCACCAUUGUCUCUCAAAACGAGUCAGCAGGGGGUGCCAUCAGCCCUGCUCCCCAUGAAGUGGGGGUCUCUGGAAAGCCCUUAACCGUGUCCGUGGGACAAACUGUUGCUGGAGCCAAGGAGCUCUCUGGACUUCUGACAGGCCAGCGGUCUGGUAGUCUCUCAGAGGUGUCUGGUGCCCUGUCCCCAGGCUCCAGCUCAUUCAGCAGCGUGCAGCCUUGCAUGGUGUCAGGUUCCUCCACACCAGUCCAGGUGCAAGCUCCAGCUACUGCCCAAGCGCCUUCCGCCAGCAGUCUGCUUCAAGGCCUAAGUUUCAGUCUUCAGGAGAUCGUCACAAAAGCUCCUAACUUGCCUUCCUCAGCAGCAAACACUGGCAGCACCCAGGCGGUUUGCGGGAAACCCCAGGGUCCGGUCCUGAGCUCGGCGGGUUCCAGCAGCAGUACUCUCCUCCGAGCGGUUCCUGUGGUCUCUACAGGAGGAGUGGCUAAAACCACCGCCAUCCACCAGCUGCUCACCAACGGUGGGCUGGCCAAGCUGGCGAGCAGUUUGCCCGGCUUGGCCCACAUCACCAAUCAGACCGCCGGAGGGCAGAAAGCCCCCACUUCUAUAACCGUGACCCUUCGAGGAGCACAGCCCAGUAGAGUGGGAUCUGUCGGCCAAACGGGCGAGGUGGCGCCGCCAGCUCGUGCCAACGAGCCCAAGGUGUGUCCCAUCAGUGAAAGACUCCGCUCGCCGUUUCCACGCCUGAUGUUCACUGGUGCUGUGCCAGAGGCAUCUGGGAGCCACAGCCCGCUCAUGAGACUGUACCCUCCCCGCAAUGACGAACGCACCACCCCGCAAAGUGCAAGGGGGGGGGGGUGAGAAAAACCCCUGCCUGACAUCCUCCAGAGAGCCCCCCCACCCCCCCACCCCUGCUGAGACGAAGGGAAAAAGGCCAAGCAGUCGCUGUCAGCUGUGGCCGAGCUGCUACCGGUCUCUGGGUUGGGUGGCAGUGAUUCUUCUUCCAACACCGCAGUGCUCCAGUCUGGGCUCCUCUCUCUCUCUCUCACACACACACACACACACACACACAACACACACGAAAAGUCCAGUGAGGUUUAAGAACUGACUGGACUCAAACCAUUAUGAGAGGAUGGACUGUUGGUGUUGACCAGAAACCUGCAACUCAAAUUAAAAAAAAAAAAAAAAGAAGAGGCUAGAAGCCUGACGUUGUUUUACAGGUACACACCAAUGCAGCGG
Salarias fasciatus (jewelled blenny) is the source of this 3381-nucleotide messenger RNA. RefSeq names its product KAT8 regulatory NSL complex subunit 3 (gene kansl3). Bases 223 to 3003 code for a protein of 926 amino acids. The transcript is spliced from 22 exons. The record is from RefSeq and is a predicted model, not a curated record. Gene Ontology annotation, biological process: positive regulation of transcription by RNA polymerase II. Lineage: Eukaryota; Metazoa; Chordata; Actinopteri; Blenniiformes; Blenniidae. Gene Ontology annotation, cellular component: NSL complex.